UGAUUUUUAUUUCUCUCACCCCAAAAAUCUAAACGCUAAUCCACUGACAAAUAUGGUUCUCUCUCUCCCUCUCUCUCUCCCCCCUUGCUUACUUUUUCUCCUACUUUCAUUUUUUUCAUCUUUUGUCAGGUGAGCAUCACAAUUCUACUAGGUCAUGACAGAGAAACUCUUCAUCCCAUUCUCAGUCAAUACCCCCUCCACAAACCCGUCCCCACUUUUCCACAAAUACGAAUAUAGACCCAGUUAGCUUCUAACCCAAAAUGGAGUCAUUCUCCACCCAAUUCCCAAGGUUAAAAACAUCACUGUAGUUUAUUGAUGUGGGUCCGUUUGUUGUGGAUUAGAUGAUGGAUACCUUGUUUAGGGUACUCAAUUUUCAACAUCAACCUCAGCCCGAUCACUCCCUCAACUCCACCACCAGCCUCACUACUUCUGGCAGCUCUAAAUCUUCCAUGCACAAUUGCUUCCCCCCGCCACAGCACCAAGAAGAAUGCUUCAACCUUUUCAUGGAUGAAGAAGACUUAUCUUCGUCUUCUUCUAAGCACUGCUAUCCCUGUCAUCUCCAUCCUUCCCCCGCUACCGCGGCCGAUUUUUCCUUCUCACCCACCAGUGACUUCAACUCGGAAUUCUCCGGCAACGCCAGGUGGGUUUCCGAUAUCCUCAUCGAGACAGCUCGUGCCUUUGCCGACAAGAACAGCCCCCGUAUCCAGCAACUCAUGUGGAUGCUUAACGAACUCGCCUCCCCUUAUGGCGACGCUCAUCAGAAACUCGCCUCUUAUUUCCUCCAAGCCUUGUUCGCUCGCAUGACCGACUCUGGCCUCCGUACCUACCGUAUCUGGACCUCCGCGUCUGACAAGAACUGCUCCUUUGAAUCCACCAGGAAGACCGUCUUGAAGUUCCAGUAGGUCAGCCCUUGGACUGCCUUCGGUCAUGUAGCUUCCAAUGGCGCCAUCUUGGAAGCCCUCGAAGCCGAGCCUAGAUUACACAUACUCGAUUUCAGCAAUACUUAUUGCACCCAGUGGCCUACUCUUUUAGAAUCUUUGGCCACUCGCACUGACGAUGCGCCGCACCUCCGCUUAACCACCGUCAUCACCAGCAGACCAGGAGGUUUCGUUGCAGCAGUUCAAAAAGUCAUGAAGGAAAUAGGUGCUAGGAUGGAGAAAUUCGCUCGUCUCAUGGGUGUGCCAUUCAAAUUCCACGUCAUCCAUCACACCGGUGAUCUUUCAGAGUUGAACUUCGCGGAAUUAGAUAUUAUAGACGACGAGGCUUUGGCUAUAAACUGUGUGAACGCUUUGCAUUCGGUCACGGUCAUUGGUAAUGGUAAUCAUCGUGACGCGUUGAUAUCCUCGUUUCGGAGAUUACAGCCUAGAAUAGUUACAAUAGUGGAAGAAGAAGCUGAUCUUGAUGUUGGUUAUGAUGGUUUUGAGUUUGUGAACGGGUUUGAGGAAUGCUUGAGGUGGUUUAGAGUUUAUUUUGAGGCGUUGGAGGAGUGCUUCCCGAAGACGAGCAACGAAAGGCUCGUGCUUGAGAGAGGGGCGGGACGAGCGAUGGUUGACUUGGUGGCCUGUGAUCCGUCAGAGUCGGUGGAGCGGCGGGAAAGGGCGGGACGAUGGUCACAGCGGAUGCAUGGGGGUGGGUUCAAUGCGGUGUCGUUCAGCGACGAGGUUUGUGACGAUGUGAGGGCGCUGCUGAGAAGGUACAAGGAGGGGUGGUCAAUGACACAGUGCUCCCACGCCGGAAUAUUCUUGUCGUGGAAGGAUCAGCCGGUGGUGUGGGCCAGUGCAUGGAGACCUUGACGACAUGAUGCGUGGAGCGUGAUGUAUUCGCACGUGUUCUCGGUUUUUCUGGCACGUGCAUGGGGGCGCUAAAUAAAGAGUUCUGCAAUGUGCUUUUCCCCUCCCCCCACCCCCUUUUUUUUUAACUUGUUAGUUUAGGAAUCCAUAGGGAUAAAGGAGGAUUUGGGAGAGGAACAUGCUUGUGUUAAAAUUGGAAAAGGAACGAAGGACACUGGUUUUCGUUAGACUGGUUAAAUUUUUGGGUUUUUUGGAUCAUUAUGGCUUGAAUGUGUGCCGUGAAGUUAUUCUAUUGAUCAAUUCAUUUCUUGUUAUUAUUUUA
This is a messenger RNA of Prosopis cineraria, 2112 nucleotides long. RefSeq names its product protein SHORT-ROOT-like. The coding region runs from base 342 to 902 and encodes 186 amino acids. The record is from RefSeq and is a predicted model, not a curated record. The transcript has a single exon. NCBI's taxonomy places the organism in Eukaryota, Viridiplantae, Streptophyta, Magnoliopsida, Fabales, Fabaceae.